AUGGCCUCUCUGCAAUCGGGAUACCCCGCUAUGGGCCUCGAUCCUUCCGCGACUCGCGUUAUCUCCUCAGCAUGGAGGAAUCUGGACCGUUCAUUGAACGCUCUGAUCGAAGGAAUCAACGGCCGGAUUAGCAGCAGAGCAUACAGCGCGACGGAAGGCGACGGAAGCAGCGAAAAAGGCGACACAAUCGGGGGAUUUGCGUGGAACGCGGGAGGAGGCACGCGCAGGGCCGUGAAAUUCUGGCGGAACGGGGAGAGGCGGAAGGAUCUGGCCGAGCUGUGCCGACGUGGCAUGGGACAAGUGACGCUUGAUUACGUCAGCGGCUGCCUGAAGGCGCAUUCUUCCCUGCACGCCCGUGUAUGUAUGGCAGGGCUGCUCCAGGAGUUCCUGUCGUCUCGUUUUAAGGAGGUUUCUCAUUGCAUGCGCCCAUUUUAUACCGAGGAUGAUGAGGAGGAGGAGGAGGAGGAGGAGGAGGAGGAGGAGGAGGAGGAGGAGGAGGAGGAGGAGGAGGAGGAGGAGGAGGAGGAGGAGGAGGAGGAGGAGGAGGAGGAGGAAGAAGAAGAGGAGGAUGAGGAGGAAGAUGAAGGGGAGGAAGGAGAGGAGGAGGAGAACGGGGAGGGGGAGGAGGCGGAGGCAGGGGAUUUGGAAGAAUCAGCAGAAAAGCUACAGUCAACCCCACUGGGAACAUAUGGCACCCCUGUGGCUGCCACGGCCACUGCAGACUCGCUUGUGUAUCGGGCGGGGCGGUUGAAGGAGAGGGUGGGGCGGGCGUGGGUGUGGCGCGUGCAGCAGGUGAUGCGUGCGCUGGGGUUCUCAGGGCUGUCGUUCCUGUCGCAUGCUGUGCUGUCUGCUGUGCUGCUCUCCCGGCUUAAGGCGCACGUGCAUGCAUCGGCAGGAGCCGUUUUCGACCGUCGGAUCCUCCCCCGCCUGCAUCGAUGGCUGCAGGUCACUGCCCUGCCCUUCGUUACUGUCACCACCUGCACAGUCACCCCUAGGACCAGUACCACCGGUACUGACACCACCACCGGUACUAGCACCGCCAAAGGUGCUGCGUCUGACAUCUCCAGCCGUAGAUCUCACGUGUCAGAUGAGAUCUCAGCCGCACAUCUGCGGCAGUGGAACUCAUGGUUCCGCCACGUGGCGGGCAGGGAGCUGUGUGAGGUGCGCACGGGGCAACUGUUUGACAUCAUAGUCGAUUACCCCGACUCCACCCCCGCACUCCAUGACCUUAAAGACUGCCUCGAAAGUGGCGGAGAAGCCAUGGGAUUAGAUGGGGUAGGUCUGGGAGGGGAAGGUGGUGGUGGCAGCAGUGGCCGUGGGGGGAAUGCGUAUGCGAGGCUGGUCGCGUCGUUCCGGGCGGCGCUGGCCAAUCGGCUGCUGACAGCUGGCGCAUCGACGGCGGACAUCCUGCAGCAGUAUGUGUCGGCGAUACGGGCGUUGCGGCUGGUGGACCCGUCGGGGGUGGUGCUGGAGGCAGUCAACCCUAUAGACGCCGAUCCCUGGCAGUCGUCAGGGCAGGCGCAGAGGGCGCGGGACAUAGUGCGUGUGCUGGCGGGGGUGUUUGGGUCGCGGGAGGUGCUGCUGGGGGAGUAUCGCGGAAUGCUGGCAGAGCGGCUGGUGGGGCGCGCUGGGUAUGACACUGACAGGGACGUGCGGACGCUGGAGCUGCUCAAGCUCCGGUUUGGCGAGUCGAAUCUCCACGCAUGCGAGGUGAUGCUGAGGGACAUGGCGGAUUCGAAGCGCAUCAACGGGAACGUGAAGGCGGCCAUGCGGCAGGCAAGGGAGGAGGCUCGGGACUUGGCAGAGGCGCGUUCCAAUAUUGCUCGCUCGAAAGCCAUCAUGCGGCGACGAGGCCUAUCAGUGGUGGGGGCAGGGAGGGGAGCAGCAGCGGCGCAGAGAGAAAGCAGGGGCACGGGGGGGGGUGUAUCUGGGGAAGGUCCAUCUGGGUCGGGUGUAUCUGGGUCAGGCUCGUCUGCAUGGUCACAGGCACAAACGCCUGAGCACCUGGUGGUGAGGGGCAUGGCACCGUUCUCCACCCCUCUGGACCGAGCUGGAGGAGGAGGAGAAGGGGGAGGAGGAGGGGGAGGAGGAGGGGGAGGAGGAGGGGGAGGAGGAGGGGGAGGGAUUGUGGGAGGGGGAGGGCCGUCACAGUGGUUCACACCAGACUCGUUCGCCUCUCCUCCUCCUCCUCCUGCUGCAGCAGCGCAGGCACCCACAGCAUCAACCCAGCACUACUCUUCCUCAACCCCUCUCCGCUUUUCCCCUUUUCCCCUCUUUCUCCUUUGUCUCUCUUUCUCCUCUGCAUACGCUCCUCCCUUUCAUCUGCUUCCCUUGCUGCCCCUCUCACCCGCUCUUUCACCUCCCCAGAUUCCUCAGGGGCAGCUGCCCCCCCUCCCCGGGCAGCCCGGCCAAAUCUUCUGUCCCGCUGGGCCCGCCUCCGCCCGGACCUCGGCACACCGACUUUUUCCGGAGACCGAGGAAUCGGUGCGGUUACCAGCGCCGGUUACGAAGCUUAUGGAGGAGUAUGCAAGCAACUAUGCGACGCUGAAAGCGCCCCGCAAGCUGCAGUGGAAGGCGAACCUCGGGUGUGUUACGAUCGAGCUGGAGUUUGGUAACGGGCGUAACACCCAGCAGUACACUGUAACACCCAUUCAGGCGGCCAUUAUCCUGAAAUUCCAAAUGGCUGGAGCAGGAGGGGAUAAGGGUGGGGGAAGUGCAGGUGACGGUGCUGAAAACGGAGAAGCUAAUAAGGAUGAUGAGACAAAGCCGCAGUGGUUGGCAUCUGAGCUGGCGGCAGCCGUGGGCCUGUCAGUGCCUGUGCUGCGUCGGCGAAUCACGUUCUGGGUGAAUCAGGGCGUGAUAGUCGAAUCGGUCGCGACCAAUCGGUCUCCUCCGGAACCUCUUUUCACAGCUGUCGAUCACCAAGUCGACCCUGCUUCUGCUGGUGCUACUGGUGAUGCUGGUGGGGAUAGAGAUGGUGAUGCUGAUGCCGCCGCUGCUGCUGCUGCUGGUGAGGGUGCUGGGCUGGGUGGGUUGCGAGGGGAUGGAGAGGGAGAGGACAUGGUAGCUGCCGGAGAGUUGCUGAUCGGGGAUGAUGGUGAGGAGGAGGAGGGGGGAGGCAUGGUGGCGUCGUUGGAAGCGCAGAGAAAGCAGGAGAGUGCGGUGCACGAGUCUUUCAUAACAGGCAUGCUCACCACGUUUGAAGGCCUGCCUAUAGAGCGCAUCCACAACAUGCUCAAGAUGUUUGUGUCUGAUCCGCCGUAUGACCGCUCGCUGGCGCAGCUGCAUGCGUUUCUGGGGGUGCUGGUGGCGCAGGAGAAGCUGGAGCUGCGGGAUGGGCUGUACCGCAAAAAGAAAUAG
Molecule: messenger RNA, 3360 nt
Organism: Closterium sp. Yama58-4
Lineage: Eukaryota; Viridiplantae; Streptophyta; Zygnematophyceae; Desmidiales; Closteriaceae
Source: the annotation of a GenBank genome assembly